Molecule: messenger RNA, 1512 nt
Organism: Lactuca virosa
Lineage: Eukaryota; Viridiplantae; Streptophyta; Magnoliopsida; Asterales; Asteraceae
Source: the annotation of a GenBank genome assembly
AUGGGUGAAAUUAGAAACCAUGGAGACGACCCCGAAGACAGUAGCAACCAUAUCCAUCUUCCGAAGAAACCUAAACUAUCAUCAUUCAUUACUAAAUCCCAAAUUCAACAAGAAUUCGCCCAUCACCAGCCUGGCGUUGCCCGUCUAAACAACGGCAGCUUCGGCAGCUGCCCAGGUUCCAUCAUCGCAGCCCAGAAACGGUGGCAGCUCAAGUUUCUUCAACAACCCGACGAUUUCUUCUUCAACCAACUACCUACCCAAAUUCUCCGUUCCCGAACCCUAAUCAAGGACAUUAUCAACGCCGAUGACGUCUCUGAAGUAUCAAUCGUUGACAAUGCCACCACCGCCGCAGCGAUUGUUCUCCAGCAGGUUGGAUGGGCAUUCGCGGAAGGUCGUUUCCACAAAGGAGACGCUGUCGUCAUGCUUCACUGUGCUUUCCAAGCCGUGAAGAAAUCCAUCGAGGCUUAUGUGACCCGUGCAGGUGGCUCCGUCAUCGUGGUACAUCUUCCUUUCCCUAUCAAGUCCAACGAAGAAAUAAUCUCCGAAUUUAGAAAGGGUUUGGCAAGGGGCAAGGCCAACGGUAGGAAAGUUAGGGAAGAAGGAGUGAGCCAGGUGUUUGUGGAUGCUGCCCAUGCGGUUGGUAGUGUCUCGGUUGAUGUGAAGGAUAUAGGGGCUGAUUUCUAUGUCAGUAACUUACACAAGUGGUUUUUCUGCCCACCAUCCGUGGCUCUUCUUUACUGCCGGAAAUCUUCUUUAUCCUCCUCGGAGCUGCACCACCCUGUGGUGUCGCAUGAAUAUGGAAAUGGACUCGCCAUAGAGAGUGCCUGGAUAGGUACACGGGAUUACAGCUCUCAGCUGCUUGUCCCGGAGGUUAUAGAUUUCAUCAACAGGUUUGAAGGGGGGAUGGAUGGAAUUAGGGAUAGGAAUCAUGAAGCUGUUGUUGAAAUGGCAGAGAUGCUGGCUAAGGCUUGGGGGACCAGCCUGGGAUCGCCUCCUGAAAUGUGUCCUAGCAUGGCCAUGGUCGGCCUGCCUUCUUCUUUGGGGGUUUUAAGCGAUGGUGAUGCUUCUAGGUUAAGAAAUCAUCUGAGAGACCAAUUUAAGGUGGAAGUUCCUAUACACUACCAGCCAUUGAAAGACACAGCAGCAGCAGCAGAGGAGGUCGAGGGUGGUGGUGCUGAUUUUAUCACCGGCUAUGCUAGGAUUUCUCAUCAGAGAAUAAAGUCGGAAGGGAAGUUUGACAUGACAUACUUACGAUGGUGGGUGGGAAGUUGAUAUCUGGAAAAAGGGACAUGAAGUUCAGUUUCAGUUGCUUGUAUUUUUAGAAAGACAGAGGAGGUCUACACUGGUUUUGUCACUUUCUUUUGGUACGUGAACAAGAUGACACAGCUUUUAGGUUUAGAGUGAGUAGCUAGCGUGUAGGAAAAAGGGAAUUCUAUUUUUAUCAUGUUGGUUUGGCUCACAAGUCAUAAGAAUAAGGAGGAUGUGAUUGUGAUUGUGAAGAGGUUAUUAUGA